AUGCGUGUCAACCAUGGUAACAACCCCAACCCUCCAGGAGGUGGUCGGUUCGGAGUACCCUAUCCGCCGGGAAGAAUACCCAAAAUUGUGAUAACAAUACCGCCGGGCCCUUCGUGCGAGUGCGACCAAGGCCUGAACGAGGAACUGGGCGACCCCGUCCAGCACCCGGACCGCCAGUGCGGCGGCGCGGUCAACGAGUCCGUGCACCGGAAACCGAGGCGACGGUGCUCCCGUUGCGUCUGCCUGCCGGGCUACGUGCGCAACAGGCGCUGGGAGUGCAUCGCCGAGGCCGACUGCACCCGCUGCGAGCGGCGAUCGAACGAGUACUACGUCACUUGCGGCUCCCCUUGCGUCAAGUACUGCUCCAAGCCCGUACAGAAGUAUUGUUCUCUUGAGUGCAGGACGGGCUGCGUUUGCGCAGAAGGCUACAUCAGAUCGAGCCGAAACGGACCCUGCGUGCCGAUUCGCGAGUGCCCCCCGAAGUGCGGACGCAACCAGGAGUACAGCCGCUGCGUCACGGGUUGCGAACCCGUGUGCGACGAGACGCAGUAUCCCGGCUGCUACAAAGGCUGCCUCCGAGACGGCUGCAGGUGCAAGCCGGGCUUCAAGCUCCGGGAGAUUCCGGGACAGCUGGACGAGUUCGAAUGCGUCAGGUGCUGAGCACUCGACGACCACGCGUCCAAUCGAA
Molecule: messenger RNA, 688 nt
Organism: Ixodes scapularis (black-legged tick)
Lineage: Eukaryota; Metazoa; Arthropoda; Arachnida; Ixodida; Ixodidae
Product: zonadhesin-like
Exons: 4
Coding region: 1-660 (219 amino acids)
Source: RefSeq, a predicted model, not a curated record